CCCGCGCUGGUGGCACGGGGGGGCGGCGGCGCUAGCGGCGGCUCCUCCGCGUCCUGCUGCCCCGGGAAAGCGCUGCCUGCCGGCGGGCGAAGGCCAAGAUGGAUCCCAACAGGAUCAUCCAGGCGCUGAAGGGCACCAUAGACCCCAAGCUGCGCGUCGCCGCCGAGAACGAGCUCAACCAGUCCUAUAAAAUCAUCAACUUUGCUCCAAGUCUGCUGCAAAUCAUAGUGUCCGAUCAGGUUGAAUUUCCAGUGCGUCAAGCAGCUGCCAUUUACCUGAAGAACAUGGUGACCCAGUACUGGCCGGACCGUGAGCCGCCCCCUGGAGAAGCGGUUUUCCCGUUUAACAUCCAUGAGAACGAUCGGCAGCAGAUUCGGGAUAACAUUGUAGAGGGAAUCAUUCGUUCUCCUGACUUAGUGAGAGCCCAGCUGACAAUGUGCCUCCGUGCUAUCAUUAAACAUGACUUCCCUGGCCAUUGGACAGCUGUGGUAGACAAGAUAGGAUACUACCUGCAGUCUCCAAACAGUGGCAGCUGGCUUGGGAGCCUCCUGUGCCUCUAUCAGCUGGUGAAGACUUAUGAGUACAAAAAGGCAGAGGAACGAGAUCCCCUCAUAGCAGCCAUGCAAAUAUUUUUGCCUCGGAUUCAGCAACAGAUGAUCCAGCUUCUGCCUGAUAACUCCCAUUACUCUGUACUGCUUCAGAAACAAAUCUUAAAAAUCUUCUAUGCUCUUGUUCAGUAUGCAUUGCCCCUCCAGUUGGUGAAUAACCAGACUAUGACUCAGUGGAUGGAGAUCUUGCGGACCAUCAUUGAUAGAAAUGUACCACUGGAGACUUUGCAAAUUGAUGAAGAUGAUAGACCAGAGCUGGUGUGGUGGAAAUGCAAGAAGUGGGCAUUGCAUAUUGUAGCUCGUCUCUUUGAAAGAUAUGGAAGUCCUGGAAAUGUAACUAAAGAAUACUUUGAAUUCUCAGACUUCUUUUUAAAAACCUAUGCUGUGGGCAUACAACAGGUUCUCUUAAGAAUCUUAGACCAGUACAGGCAAAAAGACUAUGUUGCACCACGUGUUCUUCAGCAAACAUUGAAUUAUCUGAACCAAGGGGUGAUUCACUCUAUCACAUGGAAGCAAAUGAAGCCACACAUACAGACCAUAACAGAAGAGGUGAUAUUCUCUCUAAUGUGCUACAAAGAUGAGGAUGAGGAGCUCUGGCAAGAGGAUCCAUAUGAGUACAUCCGCAUGAAAUUUGAUGUAUUUGAAGACUAUGCAUCCACAACAACAGCAGCGCAGAAUCUCCUUUACACUGCUGCAAAGAAGAGAAAAGAGGUAUUACCAAAAAUGAUGGCAUAUUGCUACCAGAUUCUGACAGAGCCAAACAUUGAUCCUAGGAAAAAAGAUGGAGCUUUGCAUGUUAUAGGAUCCCUAGCAGAUAUUUUGCUGAAGAAGAGUGUCUUCAAGGAUCAAAUGGAGCUGAUGCUACAGAAUCACGUGUUUCCCUUGUUCAUGUCCAACCUGGGAUACCUCAGAGCUCGAUCCUGUUGGGUACUUCAUUCAUUCAGUGCUUUGAAAUUUCACAAUGAGCUGAACUUGAGGAAUGCAGUAGAGCUGACAAAGAAGAGCCUGAUUGAUGAUAAGGAGAUGCCUGUCAAAGUAGAAGCAGCCAUAGCCCUUCAGACCUUAAUAAGCAACCAAGAGCAAGCCAAGGAAUACGUGAAGCCUUAUGUAAGGCCAGUGAUGCAUGAGCUCCUGCACAUUGUCAGGGAGACAGAGAACGAUGAUCUCACGAAUGUAAUCCAGAAGAUGAUCUAUGAGUACAGCCAGGAAGUCGCCACUAUCGCUGUGGACAUGACCCAGCACCUGGCUGAAAUAUUUGGUAAAGUACUUCAGAGCGAGGAAUAUGAGGAAGUAGAGGACAAAACGGUUAUGGCCAUGGGCAUCUUGCACACAAUUGACACAAUCCUGACAGUUGUGGAAGAUCACAAGGAGAUCACUCAACAGCUCGAGAGCAUUUGUUUACAGAUCAUUGGCCUUGUUUUGCAGAAACAUGUGAUAGAGUUUUAUGAAGAAAUUCUUUCCUUGGCCUUCAGCUUAACAUGCCAGAUGAUUUCACCUCAGAUGUGGCAGCUUUUAGGUGUUCUGUACGAGGUUUUCCAGCAGGACUGCUUUGAAUACUUUGCAGAUAUGAUGCCUCUCUUGCAUAAUUAUGUGACCAUUGACACUGAUACUUUACUGUCUAACCCAAAGCAUUUAGAAAUCAUUUACUCUAUGUGUAAAAAGGUACUGACAGGAGAUGCAGGAGAAGAUGCAGAGUGCCAUGCAGCCAAACUCCUAGAAGUGAUUGUUCUUCAGUGCAAAGGACGGGGUAUUGACCAGUGUAUUCCCCUCUUUGUGGAGGCUGUUCUGGAGCGCUUGACUCGAGGAGUUAAAACAAGUGAGCUCCGUACCAUGUGUCUUCAAGUUGCCAUAGCUGCACUCUACUACAAUCCUGACCUACUUUUGCACACCUUGGAGAACAUCAGAUUUCCACACAAUCCUGAGCCCAUCACUGCACAGUUCAUAAACCAGUGGAUGAAUGACACAGACUGUUUUUUUGGACUCCAUGACAGAAAGAUGUGUAUAAUAGGACUGAGCAUCCUAAUGGAAUUGCAGAACCGACCACCUGCAGUGGAUGCUGUGGCUGCCCAGAUUGUUCCUUCAAUCCUCCUCCUCUUCUUGGGCUUAAAACAAGUGUGCGCCUCACGAGAGCUCACAGAACACGAGGAUCAUGCUAAAGAUGAAAAACACUUUGCAGAAGAUAAUGAAGAGAUACCGAGCGAUGAGGAUGAGACAAAUGAAGUGAGCCAGGCAAUGCAAGAGAACCAUGGUGGAGGAGGAGGUGGCAGUGCUGGAGGUGGAGAGGAAGAGGAUGAGGAUGAUGAUGAUGAUGAUGACUGGGAUGAAGAUGCAUUGGAGGAGACUGCUCUUGAAGGGUUCAGCACACCUCUUGACCUUGAAAAUGGUGUUGAUGAAUACCAGUUUUUUACACAAGCACUUCUGGCGGUGCAGAGCCGGGAUGCAGCCUGGUACCACUCCCUGACUGCACCACUGAGUGAGGAUCAGAAGAAACAGCUGCAGGAGAUCUACACAUUAGCAGAGCACCGGAGGACUGCUGCAGAGACUAAGACAAUAGAACAACAAAGUGGCUACACAUUUGACAACAAAGGACUGAUCACAGCAUUUAAUUUUGCUGGAAAUACUCCCGGUGGCAACUGAAGGAUUGGCUACAAAGGUCAAUGGGAAGGGUCUCAUCAUUACAGUUUCUUGAAAUCAUCGUGACUUCUGAGUGAUAGGGGAGGGUAAUUUAAUGCUGCUGAAGGUUUCUGGGAAAUAGCAGUGUGCUUCCCCCACCAGAAUGCUCUUUCUAACCAGCUACUGUAAGGUACAAAUUCUUGUGGUGUUUUUAUAAUUUGAUGGACUGAAAGGAAAUGUUCGUCCUCAAGGAACCUGGAUGACUGGGAGGGACUGGGCUGCAUCUAAUUGAGUUGCACUUCUCAGGUUUUUGCUGUGCAGAAUUGAUAGAUUCGUAUGGAUAACAGUGCCUUCUGUUGUACAUGGAUUGCCUGAACAAAUGGAUUUUGGAGUGCAUUAUAAUUUUUUAAGUGUAAGGACAUUUCUUGAUACACUGUAAGCCUUGGUUCCAUGUUUUCCAAUCACCUGCUUUUUACUGCUCAGUUUAAUUGUUUGUUGGUUGCAUACAAAUUGCUGGAUUCACAAUAUUAGCACACCUUCCCUAUUUGGUGCAGACCAAAUGUAUAGAGAGAGGUGUCUGUUGGAGUUUCAGAGCAAACACUGGUUAUGUCAAAGGGUCUUAACAAAAUGGCAGAUUUUCCCUUGAUGCAGUAGUCUUAAAUUAUUUCUCUUAGCCAUGAAUUCAAUUUGCUUGAGUUACAGUGGCUUGCCUAGCAGGUGGCUACCCUAAAUCUACAUCAAUAUUAGCUCCUGCCUGGACAAAUGGUGUGUCCCUCUCAUGUAGAUGUUCUACAUGACAGCUUAUUUCUGCUAUUAUUGAUGAAUAUUGGCUUAUACAUGGGAUAAUCUCUUCUGUUUUUUUUUAUUCAUUACCAUUCCAGUGGUAGUACUGAAUAAUGUGGUACAAAAUAUUUGCAAUAUUUUAUUUAUUUUGAUAGAAGAAGAACAGCUUCAAACUUACUUCUUACUGUUACACUCUGUGAUUGUAUUUCUGGUCUGCAUUGCAGUUGGUUAUUCUUGUUCCAUGCUAAAAUUUCUUCUGCCAGAUUUUUUUCCUGAAUUUUGAAGGCUGGUUUCACCACUGGAGGUUUAGACUAGAUAUUAGGAAUUAUUUCCUCAUGAGAAGGGUGGUCACACGCUGAGACAGGUUGCCCAGGGAAGUGGGAAGAAUGAACAUCCCUGGAAGUGUUUAAGCAACACGUAGAUGUGGCACUUAGGGACAGGGUUUUGCAGUGAACACGGGGUUAACAGUUGUACUUGAUGACCUUAAAGGUCUUUUCCAACCUAAAGAGUUCUAUAGGACAAGGUGUUUGUGGAGAAGUUCAUUUAGAGAGGAAGUGAUAGCAGUACUAAUUUGAAUAGGUGCCCCUCCUUUAGGUCUACUGGGAUCACAGUGGUGUAGCAAAAAGCUGUAGGGGUGCUUUAGAAUGUGAACUUUGGAUUGGAGAUAAAAUGUUUAGACCAGAUUUUGUCUCUGUGUUAAUUUCUUUAUGAUUUAAAAAUAUUCACCAAUCAGUUUUUAACACAUACUAAUAAUCUAUUUCUUUACAGCAGUGUCCCAAAUAAAAAGUCAAAGUCUUUCCCAUACCCCAUCAAAUUUUCCAAAACUACAGUAAAUUACAGACUGCUGGCUCUGUCAGUGCUGAAGCUUUCAUUUUGUUAUUAUUUUGUGAAUCUGAUAAAUCUGAAGCAUUCUGUGCCUUGGCUUCUGGAAAAGGCCAGAGGAUCUCUGCCCAUUCCUUCUGGAAUUUUCCUGGCCUGGCAGCUGUGGGGCAGAAUGUUCCCUACACUUUCCUGUUUCCUGCACCUUUUUGUCAGACUCUAAGGCUGUUUCUGUGCUGCUGCUUCCUCUUUAUUUUUUUUUUCCCUUCCUCUCCCCAGCAGCUACAGAGUAAAGUUGGCCUGGUUCAUGUAGGUUUUUCACUGAUGCUGCUUAGUUCAUAGCACAGUGAAAAUGUCUUGUUUUUAGGCCUGUUGUACAUGUGGAAAUUGUGAGAAUUCCAGGGUCUGUAUUUCUAAAAAAGAAUGGUCUGUUGAGCUGCACUGGACAGGCUCUUUAAGGUCAGGCAGAAGAGGGCCAAGAUAUCCUUUGAAUGGGAUAUACAAUAUUUUGAAUGUCAGUUUAUGAAAAUUACAGGUCACUUGCUAAUUUAGGCCUGGGAGUGUACUGACUGAGACAGUAAGUAGGAGAGCAGUACAUCCAGUUUGUUGGGGAGUUUAUCAGAAACCACAGAAGUUUUGAAAUCAUUCAUGAAUUUAAGAAAUAGUUUUUGGAAGUUAAGGGCAUUGGUGACUUCUCUCUUACCUGUCAAUUGAAGUUAGGUAUUAGGCAGGUAAACUGUUUAAGUCCUUUAUUAUUUUAUUAAAAGAAACAAGAUUGUCAAGUUGGGUUUCUUUCAAAGCCCAUUUGCCUUCUCUAUACUGGUGUGCAGAGUAGAAAAUGGAUUUAUUUUUCUUCUGCUAAUGAGGUUGCUUGCACUCUCACAGGCUUAUAUUUAGGAGUUGAUGUGUUCAAGGUAAAAUCUGCUUUUGCAUAGCAUCAUCUUGGUGUCACUAAGCUGAACUAUGGCUGCUCCCUAGUUCUGCUUCUUGUAUACUUUUCAAAUCAGCUGCCAAGAAAAUUUCAUCCAGAUGUUUCAUACAAGAGUUUAAUCAGCAUUGUGGAGUUGGGAAUCUUUGUUGUCUAUUUUGCAUUGGGGUCAGAGAUGUCUGAGGGAAUGGCAUGUAAAAACGUUAAAUGCCUUUCCCUUCCCAGAAGAUUCAUGAGCAAAUGUUUCUACUGGCAAAAGCAAAUGUUAAUUAUUUUAUUCCUUUUUUUUUUUGAAAAGGGUUUUAAUCCAAAAAAAUUUAUUGGGCUCUGGCCUCCACUUUAACAUAUGGUUCUCUUUUAACAUGAUAAAUACCCAUUUGUACAUGAUCAUAAAUAGGUAAUGGAUUUUAGGUGUUUCUUUCUGAGCUGUGUCCAGCUUUGUACUACAUUAAAGGGAGAGUACCACAAAUGUGCAUUUACUGUCUCACUUUGAACCGAGGUAAUCGUGGAAUAUCAGAUAUCAGCACUGCCAACCAAGCAUGAUGUAUUUGCCAUUGGAAGGAUAGAGAAUCAUGAAUGUAUUGCAAAAUAAAACAAAGGGUGAUAACUGGUGACUUACGUUGCCCCAUGCCCAUAAUCCCAAAGUGUAAAGAUGAUCUGUGUGGGCACCACAGUGGCUUUACAUAGGAAAUUAGUGUAAUGGAGGUUGUAAUCAUAGCAAAUGGGAACUUACAUAAGCUGCUUUUCCAGAUAAAAUUAACUGAUCCUGGGUGUUGAACUGCAUAUGCUGUUUUGUCACUUGUGAAACGAAAAUAAGAAUCGCCACGUGUUUUGGCUGCCUCUUUUUGCUGUCUCUCUUUCAGAACUGAAGUACAUUGCUUGCUUUUAUUACAAAGCAGAAUCUUUAAUCACAAUGGCCAGCUCCAGGAAGAGUGCAGAAUAUCAAGCUGAGGAAAAGGCUGGAAAACCCCAAACCUCAACAGUCCCCCAAAACCCACAUGUGCACAAUCUGACUGAAAUGAAUGUACUUUGGGAGUGUUAAUUCAAAACAUUUAAAGAAUGUCACACAAAAUGAUAUUGUGAGAUUCUUUGCUUUAGGGAAAAAGGCUGCCUGUGGGGUGUGAGGGAGCCAUGAAAUGCUCUGCUUUAGGACAUGCCCUUUGCCUGUGAAGUCCUGGCAGUUUGUGGCUCUGGAUUCCAUCAUACAUUGCAGAGGAGAGAUGGUAGGACAGUAGAGAUUUUUUUUCCUUACUACAAAGUCAGAGUCUGUCUUGAGAUUGUCUUGAGCCAAAGGAAUUGUAGACUACAUGAAUGAUUAACUGUCCUGUUUCCAUAAUGCUUUCCUGUCUUUUUCUUUCCUCCUUUUCUUCUUUUGUCAGCCACAAUGUUAUUGGAUAUUUCAGGGAGUUUUCAAAAGACCUGAAAAUGUAAACCUUAAGCAAUUUUUAUAAAAUCUUUUUCUUGAAGCAAUGCAAUUUAUCAGUUGCAUUUCUUGCUGUAGAACAGUCUCCUCAUUUGACAUACACAUAUGAUACAGAACUUCAAAAGCCCCUCACUUGUGCCUAUGGUUUGAUGAGCUUUUUUGUGAUUUACUCCUUAAUAUGGGCACUUUGAAAUCCCCAUACCUUGUACUGAAAUUUGCUCAAAGGAUAGGCAAAAAUGCACUAUGUAAUGGAGUACCCAGUCCUCAUCCUGAGAUAUGCCCCAGUCAAUCUUUUGUUAAUAUUUGGCAGUCUGGUGGUCAGUUCCUCAAGGAUCUCUGUCUCUGACCGAGGACAUUGUUCAAGUCCAAGAGGCUGUCUCUGCAGGUAGGCAGAGAAUUGAUUUUCCCUCACUGCAGAAAAGCAUACAGCAGGCAUGGCUAUGAACUUCAUGAUCUUAGGAGUGAAAAUAGCAUUCUUUUCUCUGGGAUAUCAGGUUUUAACCCAGGUGGGUGGGAUACAGUAGAGUUGCAUGUUCCCAUUGUGUUUAAGGAAGCCAGACACUAUUCCAGAUACCAAAAAGUCUCAGCAUAAAACCAUAUCAUAAAGGGGAUGUGUGAGGAGGCCAAGCUGCUUGCUUUGGACACCUCUUCCACUGCUACUUCUUUUGUUAAACUAGUCAGGGAAAACCAGUGAAAAAUGAAAGAAAAUUAAAGCAGUGCUUGGGCACUGGACAGGCCAAAACUUUCCUGGUCUGUGGAUCUAUUUCUGAUACUCACUGCAAAUACACACAAGUACUCUUCAAAUCCAAUGUGCAUCAUCUGUAUGGAUGUCAGUACCCUGACUGACAGCCAUGCAUGAGAGGUGAAGACUUAAUGUGAUUUUUCUCUGGCAGAAAUCAGAUGCAUCCCUUUAAAACAUCUGGGAACUGCUUGUCCUGAUUGAUAUGCAAUCACCAACAUGAGACACUCAGUGGGAUUACAGUCUUAAAGAUGAUCAGCAUGCCUCCUAAAGGGCUACUGAAAGUGUUCUUUGUCUAGGGAGCUGGCAGAUGAACUGCUCUUGGACUAGAAGAGUUUUGGAGAACAGCAAUUCAGAGAGAAUCUGCAGACAGAUGUUGUUGUGAUGAAUUGGGAAAGGAUCCAUCUAAAUUGAGGGGAUGCUUUUGAUAUGAUCUGAGAUCUGCAGCAUUCCCUAUGUUGCCUAGGUCUUUUAGAGCAGCAUCCAAGAACUUUUUCCCAUGCCUGCCUUUGAGAAGAGAAUGUGCUUGGGCAGCCCCAAAUUUCGUGCAGUGCUUUGAACUUGAGAUCAGAAAACAAUUUUGAUUACAAGUUGUUCAUAACAGAAAAAUGAGGUGGAAGUGGUAUAUUAAUGCUAGAAUUCUCUUUGUAGGCUGUAUAAAGGUUCACAGUUUGAGAGUUUGGCUCUGUUCAUGGUGGGGUAGGAGUUGAACUUCCAGAUGCAUGGAUUUCUCAAAUGUGAACACAGCAGUGUCAGCUGCAGGAUUCACCUGAGACAGUGUCAGUCAGGGGCUGCCUGCUGGACCAUCUGGAUUAUGUUACAUGAAGUGAAAUGCAAAAACUGUGAAACUACUUGAUAGUUAAAGCUGUUGAGCAACAAAAAUUUUCUUGAAAUGAGAUUUUAAUAUUAUUCUCAGGUAUGUUUUAAUUUUCGUGUUUUGUGCCCUUAUACAAAAUGUAAAAUUACUGCAGAACAUAGAGGCCUCUUCAUUUCUCACAGAACUGUUUACCAUUGAAGGUGUUUAUCCAGGAAUUGUUCCUCAUUUUUAGGUAUUUUCGACAUGUUUGUUAGUGAAAUUGCACAUAUCCUCUUUCACCACUUUUCAUGCACAGAAAUCUUGGAAAUGAACUUAACAAAAGGAAGAACAGUGCUUUGAAAAGAGAAGAUUAUGCAUAAGCAGGUUAUUUUUAGAAAACAGAAGAACUGUGGCUUCUGAAGAAAAUAUGAAACCGUCACUAUUUAUACAAAAGUGCAUGAGGUAAAGAAAUUAAUGUAAGAUAAUACAAGCAAGACAUGCUCUUUGAUCACAGCUGUAAUGUUUAUUUUUCAUUGCCAAACAAUGUGUGACACUUACUUUUGAUUGCAUGUGCUGUUGGAAUAACGCCUAACAUGAAUCACAUGAAAUAUUUUGGGGGCUCAAAAAGAGACCAAAGAGGCCAUGCACAUUUCUUUUGAUACCAAAAGCAAGGAGAUGAGCCCAGGACUGCUGUGACUGGAGGGAGCCUGCUAUGUGCUACAUUAGCAGAUUGAGUUGCAGGAUCAUCACCUUUGUAAAAAGCCUGAAAUACCAAACUGUGGGCUUUGAGGGCAAGAACUGACAAAUGCAAAGCAUGCAUUGAUGACAAGAAGAACCUCUUCCUAGCUUAAAGAAUUCUGUACAGUGUUCUCUUAAGCUGUGCUGAAUUUGCUUUAAAAACAGUAAUAAAUCUUAUUGCUUAGGUCGAA
Camarhynchus parvulus is the source of this 9638-nucleotide messenger RNA. RefSeq names its product importin 8 (gene IPO8). The record is from RefSeq and is a predicted model, not a curated record. Gene Ontology annotation, cellular component: cytosol; nuclear envelope. Gene Ontology annotation, molecular function: small GTPase binding. NCBI's taxonomy places the organism in Eukaryota, Metazoa, Chordata, Aves, Passeriformes, Thraupidae. Gene Ontology annotation, biological process: protein import into nucleus.